AAUUAAAUAUUUUCUUAAUUUACGUAUGCAAAUAUAAAAUAACAAUUAAAAUAAAAUAGAGAUAAUUUAUAUUAUAUGAAUCUUCAUAAAACCAUUAAACAUAAGAAAACUAUGAAUUUUUAUAAAACAGGUAAAAUUAUGAAUUAUAAAACUAUUUAUGUAACAAUUUUCAUAAACAAUAGUAUCAUAAUAAAUUAUUAUUAAUCAUGUAAAACAUCAUAUAAAUCUUUUUAGUUGUUACAUUAUCGAAAAAGGAAAAGAGAAUAAAAGCGGAAAAAACAAACAAAUAUGAAAAGGAAAUAGGGAAAGCAAAUAUAAAAAAGGAAAGAGAGGGAAACAGAGUGGCUAUAUAUACAUAGCUACAGAACUCAAACCAACAAAGAAAAAAAAACCCUAACGACUCAGAGAGAGAGAUGGAAGGUCAAGGAGUUUACGUUCCCGCUUUCAGAAGGAAGGAGAACACGAUCGACGUGGAGCGAUAAUCAUGGGACGAGCUCAAGAGAAGAAUCAACGGCUUGGUGAACAAGGUAAGCGUUCACAAUCUGCGUCAUGUAGUUUUAGAACUCUUUGAAGAAGACCUAAUUAGAGGAAGAACGGACGGUUAUACAAGAUCAUACAGAAACUGAUCUUGUCAGUCUGAGGAGGACAAUUUACCAAACGAUCAUGUCGACUCUUAAUUUCGAGGAAGCAGGGCAUAAACUGCUCCAAAUCCGACUCGAACCGGGUCAAGAGAUGGAGAUAUGCGUUAUGAUCCUCGAAUGUUGCGCUGAGGAGAAGACUUAUCGUCCCUUCUAUGGUCACUUAGCAAAAAGGUUCUGCUUAAGAAGCAAAACGUACAGAGAAUGUUUCGAGAAUCUGUUUGUGCAGCAGUACGCGACGGUUCAUCGUCUGGAGACGAAUAAACUGAAGAAUGUAGCCAUGUUCUUUGCUCACGUGCUAGCCACGGAUGCUCUUCCGUGGUGUGUACUUGCUAAUGUGAGUCUGACAGAGGAAGACACAACAUAUUCUUCCCGUAUCUUUCUCAAGAUACUUUUCCAAGAACUCUGUGAGCAGAUUGGAUUGAGAGCGUUGAGUGAGAAGCUUCAGGAUCCGACCAUGGAGGAGACUUUCGAGUCAAUCUUCCCAAAGGACCAUCCUAAGAACAUGAGGUUCUCCAUCGACUUCUUCACCUCCAUUGGACUUGGGGACAUCACUGAAAAACUCAGGCAGCUCCUGAUAAAGCGUCAGAGGAUUAAUAGAUGAGACGGAGAAGACUAAAAGAAGAGGAGGUUAAUUAGUGUAAAAGCUCUUUUACUAAUUUUUAUUGUCUCUUUAUUUGAUUUGAAGGGUCUAAAAAGAAAAUCA
Brassica napus (rape) is the source of this 1344-nucleotide messenger RNA. RefSeq names its product pre-mRNA-splicing factor CWC22 homolog. Bases 664 to 1242 code for a protein of 192 amino acids. Gene Ontology annotation, cellular component: catalytic step 2 spliceosome. Gene Ontology annotation, biological process: mRNA splicing, via spliceosome. NCBI's taxonomy places the organism in Eukaryota, Viridiplantae, Streptophyta, Magnoliopsida, Brassicales, Brassicaceae. The record is from RefSeq and is a predicted model, not a curated record. Gene Ontology annotation, molecular function: RNA binding. The transcript has a single exon.